AUGACCGGCCCCCCGCCCAACAAGAAGCGCGUCAUUGUGGUGGGCGCCGGCGCAUCCGGCAUGUCGGCCUGCCACGCCCUCUCGCUCUGCCCGGACAAGUUUGACGUGACCCUCUACGACAAGCAGUGCUCCCUCGGCGGCUCGGCGACGUCCUACCAGCUGCCGGAUCCGGCCAAGUACGGCUCGCAGUACAUCAACGACGGCGUGCAAGGUGCCAGCCCCGUCUUCCACAACACGUUCAAGGUGUUUGAGUCGGUCCUCGGCUUCAAGGCGCAAGAGGUCGGCCUGCAGAUCUCGUUUGGCAAGGGCAAGGACACGUUCUGGUCCAACGUGUUUCCCUCGGAGCUCGUCGACCGCUUCAGCGACGACAUCAAAAAGUUUGGCAAGACGCUGCGCACCAUCAAGCGCUUCGAGGUGUUUUUCGCCGUCAUCCCCGUCCACCGCAUGCUGCGCCUCUUCGGCUUCAGCGACGACUUUGGCGAGCGCAUGGUCUACCCGCUCGUCGCCCUCUUUUUCGGCACGGGCAACGACACCAAGCACAUUUCGUCGGCCAUCCUCGAGCGCGUCUUUCUCGACCCGAGCAUGCGCCUGUUCGAGUACAGCGAAGACAGCCUGCUGGCCAGCGUGCCCACCAUGAUGGCCUUCCCGGAGCUGGCGCGCGUCUACGCCGCCUGGAGGGACGAGGUGUCCAAGAACGGCAACAUCCGCGUCGAGACGAGCCGCGAGGUCACCGAGAUCCAGCGCGGCACCCGCGAGGCGCGCAAGGCCGGCGGCAACAUCCUCGUCACCAGCCGCAAGGUCGACAAGGACGGCAAGCCGCUCGCCACGGGCGACGAAGAGGCGCGCACCGAGGUCUACGACGACCUCAUCCUCGCCUGCGACGCCGACACGAUCCUCAAGGUGCUCGGCAAGGGCACCUCGUGGCGCGAGCGCAAAGUCCUCGGCUCCGUCACUUACAAGUGGGACAUCACAUCGACCCACAACGACGUCGAGUACAUGGAGCGCCACUACCAGAUGACGUACGACGCAAAGUACAACGCCGACCGCCACGACGACAAGUCCAAGGAGUCGUUCGCCUUUGCCGAAAAGAACUGGAAGCCCCUCUACCUCAUCAAGAUGUACGACGACGACCCGGCCCUCAUCGAGAUGAGCUUCGACCUGACAAACUACCAGCCCCAGUUUGGCGGCGUGCCCGCCACGGGGCCCAACGAGGGCGGGGCGCGGUCCGAGUCGAGCGCGCCGCCGACCGAGCGACAGGGUCCCCAGGGCCGCCAGGGCGACUCGCAGGAGGCAUCGCUGUCCAAGCCCGCCCCGCGCAGCGAGGGGAGCAGCGAGCAGCCGCCGCUGUCGGACCACGUCUUCCAGACGAUUUUCCUCAACCGCGACCUGUCGGACAAGUGGACAAAGGACGAGAUCCGCGCCGACAAAGUCAUUCUCGAAAAGUGGUGGAAGCAGCAGAGCCACCGCUGGACGCACUACGCCUACGUCGUGCCCUGGCUCUGGGCCAUCAACGGCAAGAACCACACCCAGUUCUGCGGCGGUUGGACCCUCGUCAACAUGCAUGAGGUCGCCAUCGUUAGCGGCUACGCUGCCGCCUAUGCCCUCGGCGCACCCUACCCCUUCCAGGACGACAAGGAGUGCAGCCGGCUGUUUUACCUCUACAACGCCCUCAGCCACCUCGGUUUCUCCAACAUCAAAAAGGCCCUGACCGGGUAG
This is a messenger RNA of Pseudozyma flocculosa PF-1, 1716 nucleotides long. RefSeq lists its product as uncharacterized. The record is from RefSeq and is a predicted model, not a curated record. Gene Ontology annotation, molecular function: oxidoreductase activity. NCBI's taxonomy places the organism in Eukaryota, Fungi, Basidiomycota, Ustilaginomycetes, Ustilaginales, Ustilaginaceae. The transcript has a single exon. The coding region runs from base 1 to 1716 and encodes 571 amino acids.